UAUAUAACAGCAAGUUUGCCCAGAGCAAAACGCAAUACAUAAAAGUUACACAUUACAUUCUGCUUGUUGGGGAGUAAAGGUUGAAAUAUCAAAGAGUGAAGGCUACAGAAAAUGUGCAAAGGAUUGGCUGCCUUGCCCCAGACAUGUCUGGAAAGGGCUAAAGAGAUCAAGACAAAAUUAGGAACUCUUCUCCAGAAGCCGGAGAAUGCCAUUGACCUCAUCAUCCCCUACCCUGACAAACCGGAAAAGAAACCCGAGAAGUUACAGAAGCCAUCCCCCGAUGAAGCUCUGAGGUGGCGUGAAUCCUUGGACAAGGUGCUCACGAACAGCUACGGCUUGGCUGCAUUCCGAAGCUUCCUUAGGUCUGAGUACAGCGAGGAGAACAUCGAGUUCUGGAUGGCUUGUGAGGACCUCAAGAAGACCAAGUCCCCAGUGAAAAUGGCUGCCAAAGCUAAAAAGAUCUAUGAGGACUUCAUCCAGACGGAGGCUCCCAAAGAGGUGAACAUUGAUCAUUUCACCAAGGAUGUGACUCUGAGGAACCUGAUUUCAGGCUCACCUACGACUUUUGACUUGGCCCAGAAACGUGUCUAUGCCCUCAUGGAAAAGGAUUCCUUCGGCCGGUUCCUGAGAUCUGAUCUGUACCAAGAACUGGUCAAGUAACUGCAAAGCCUAACAGAAGAUGUUGUGACAAGUAAAGGCCCUCUGAGAUUUCUUAGAGAGAGAAACCCUAAAUGAAUGAAUUAAUUUACCUUCAUUGGCAUACCAAAAGUAACACUCAAAGAGUUUAAUUUAAAAAAUCAUUGCAGGAGGAUUUUGUCAAUUUACAAAUACACGUAAAACUGAUAAAAUAAACCAAAAAGAGUUCACAUAACUGGCUACAUUUUAAAGAAAUUAUAUGAGAUGUACUAAAGUCUCAGUUAAGAAUUAAGUGCAAUUUUAACGAUAUGAGAACAUUUCCCUUCUUUAGUUUAUAAGAAUAUUAAUUUGGCUGAACAUAUUUGUCAGAAGUUUAACAAUGAUAAAAAUUGCCUCAAGCAAAUUCCUUAGAAUUUAGUACCUUCUAAGCAUGUAGGUUUUGUUAGCGGUCUGUUGUUCAAUAUUUGAAAGAAUAAUCACAUUCUUUACACAGGAUUUUUUAAACAGUACCUGCUCAUUUUCUUCUUCAGCGUUAUCACAUGCUUUCUAAAAUGCACUUAAAUGGUAGUUUAUUCCGAUUGCCAACCUUGUGUUGAACUAACCCCAAAUUAUGACUUACAUAAGUUAUUGCAGACCCAAAUUGAGGGGGGGGGGGGCCACCAAAUAUUUGCAAGAUAUCAAAAGAUGGCCUGUUAACAAGCCUGUUAACUUUAAUCCCAUGACCCUUGCACCACCUUGUUGGGCAUGAUGCCAGUGAUUCUACACAGUUAAGCAAUCAGCACACAAACUGGAAGGAAAGACAAAAUAGUUCACAGCGAAAGUAAACCCUGCUGAGAUUAAAUCAUUGGGAAUAGCUGAGGUUUGCAGUAAUGGUUUGUUAUAGUGGUUGCCAUUGUGGAGUAAGUGCAAAGGAAAGAAUUACAACAAGUGGAACUUAAUAUAAAUGUAGACAGUGUUUCUGAGAGGAAGGUUUUUUUUACUCAUACUACGAUUAAAGCAAAUAUUUUGCUUGUAACUGCCCCAAUAUAGAAAAGUCAUUUUUAGUCUUUCAAAAGGAAGGAUUUUGGCAGUACAGUGAAUACAAUUUGAAAUGUGUUGUCUGACCCUGAUUAUUGUUCACCUUUCUAAUACAGCUCCUGUCAUUAAUUUCUUUUGCACAUACAACACACAGGAUCUGACUGAAUGCACAGACAUUUUCAAAUAACUCAAACUUUAUCAUUUAUCACUAAAUCAUUAUUAUUAUUAUUAUUACAGUAAUAAUAUUGAUCUAACUGAAACAUUGAAAUUAUAUACAUAAUGCUGAAAUCUCUUCACAGCAAAAUAACAUUUUUGCCUUUCCUCUAGAUCUUACCACCUUAAUGCUAUAGCACUAUACAUGAGUAUUCUCUAUUCUAUUCACUACACAAGUUUUCAUAUGUAUUCAUUUUCAAUAAAACACUUUUUAUUAUGUUUUAUUAUGUUCUAACCAUAAAAAUCAUUAUAUACACAAAUGUAUUCAGCACUGUCCUCAGUCCUAACUGUUGUCCCAUUGAAAGAAUUUCUAAAAAGAAUUCUGCCGGUCAGAAAUCAAAGUAAUGAGGAAUCAAUCAAAUUAAUGCUCAUCUUAAUUACCCUGAGGAGAAAAUAGUGACAAAACAAUAAUCCCCAUGCACGGCUAAAUUGUUCUGUGGUAUUUUGACAUGUCUAUGGCUAAAAAUGCUGUCAAAUACAAAGUAAAUGACAUAUGUUUUCACAAGUCAUACCAGUAAAAAUGUGCAAUCAAUUAUGUUUCAUAAUACUGUGUAUUGGACUUGUAGAGCCAGUGCUAAGCAGUAUAUUUUACCACUUAUGUGCAUGUAUUUCUUGUAGUCAACAAUAUAAAGAUGAAUUGAUACAUUACUUUCCUCAAGAUGUAUUUAUUUUUUAUAUGUAAAUACUUUAUUAUUACGAGUGUCUGUGUUAAGUUAUUCACAGUUUGAUUUAGAAUUGUUUCUGAUGGUACGGGAAUAAAGAGAUAGGCAGUGCUUAUCUUUGGCUGCCAUAAAACUGUA
Messenger RNA from Anguilla rostrata (American eel), 2666 nucleotides. Its product is annotated as regulator of G-protein signaling 5-like. The transcript is spliced from 5 exons. Lineage: Eukaryota; Metazoa; Chordata; Actinopteri; Anguilliformes; Anguillidae. The record is from RefSeq and is a predicted model, not a curated record. The coding region runs from base 112 to 660 and encodes 182 amino acids.